Messenger RNA from Nyctereutes procyonoides (raccoon dog), 777 nucleotides. Its product is annotated as centrin-2-like. The coding region runs from base 1 to 777 and encodes 258 amino acids. Gene Ontology annotation, cellular component: centrosome; centriole. The record is from RefSeq and is a predicted model, not a curated record. Gene Ontology annotation, biological process: centriole replication; mitotic cell cycle; nucleotide-excision repair. Gene Ontology annotation, molecular function: calcium ion binding. The transcript has 3 exons. NCBI's taxonomy places the organism in Eukaryota, Metazoa, Chordata, Mammalia, Carnivora, Canidae.
AUGGCCCUGCACUCAGAAGACAACAGCUCAGCCUGUCAGUCAACCAUGUUCCAUUCAGGAGGAGAUCUGAGCAGUGGAUUUUUAUGGCCACCAACAUCAAGCCCCGGAACUGCUUGGGUCAGUUUCUCCACACAUCUUCAGAAGUCGCCCCUCCAUGAAUACCAUGGGUCUCUCUUUCCAAAGGAAAAUUUAGAAAAAAGAGUUGGGCAGUGGAGUCCAUCAGCAAAGGCAGACAAGCAUGGCAUCAUCUACCCAUCGACAAAGGAAAGGAUGAGUUCUAAGCUGGAGCUGACUGAAGAACAGAAACAGGAAACCCAGGAAGCUUUUGAUCUCUUUGAUGCUGAUGGAAUUGGGACCAUAGAUGUUAAGGAACUUAAAAUGGCAAUGAGGGCACUGGGCUUGGAACCCCAGAAAGAAGAGAUCAAGAAAAUGAUAAGAGAGAAAAUGAUAAGUGAAAUCGAUAGGGAAUGGACAGGAAAAAUGAACUUUAGUGACUUUUUGACUGUGAUGACUCAGAAAAUAUCUGAGAAAGAUACCAAAGAAGAAAUUCUGAAAACUUUUAAGCUCUUCAAUGAUGAUGAAACUGGGAAGAUAAGAUUCAAAAAUCUAAAGCACGUGGCCAAGGAGUCGAGUGAGAACCUCACUGAUGAGAAGCUGCAGAAAAUGAUCGAUGAAGCUGAUCACAAUGGAGAUAGAGAAGUCAAUGAGAAGUUCCUGCACAUCAUGAAUAAGACCAGUCUUUACUUAGAUCAGCCUCUUCUUUUCAUAAUUGUGUGA